AUGGAAGUAGCGCAGUUGCUCAAAAAGAAUGGACAGUUGUUGACCAGUGUUCUGCCCGCUUUUUAUAGUUUUUUUUUCCCGAACUUCGUCAAUAUUGAUGGUGUUGUCGAUGAUGGUGAUGAUGAUAGUGAUGAUGCUGACCACCUAGUGGAUAUCAGCUUUCGGCACAACAACAGCAACAAGCUCAGCGAGGGAGCAGCAGUGGAACUCAUUCACCAAACCUCACUUGUUAUGCAGCUGAUGGUAAACGUAGUAGUAGCGCUUCUGCAGCUAGUGCUACAUCAGCUGGUGCUGCUAAUUCGGAGAAGCAUGAACGUGGACAGCUUGUGGAUUCCCAUUCUAAGCUCAAUGUAA
Messenger RNA from Gongylonema pulchrum, 354 nucleotides. Lineage: Eukaryota; Metazoa; Nematoda; Chromadorea; Rhabditida; Gongylonematidae. The record is from the annotation of a GenBank genome assembly.